CGAAGCUUGACCUUUGCUGUACGGUUGGGUGUGUGUGAUGCGCCUCCGGCAUCUCAUGGGCGGCUUCACAUUCAACACGAAAGGCCUCUGGCAGAAAGAGUCCUACAAAGGCAUGGGCAAGGACAUCCUCAUCGGAUCUGCCGGAUCUAUGGUCAUUUUCGGUCAGUGAACUCACAGCGGCUUCCUGUAGACAGAGUGCAUUGCGCCUCUUCACAGCUGAUUGUUUGUUCCCUCCCUCCCUGCGUGUGUGCGUGUGUGUGUGUGCGUGACGUGCAGGCUGUGGCGAUGUGCUUGCGCAGCUGCUGGAGAUGCAGCAGAAGGAGCGGCCCGCACUCAUCCAUCCGCCUCACAGCGGUAUGCAGUCAGCUCAUCAUCAUGCGCAUGACAAUGGCCGGCCAUCUCUCGCCACACACACGGUGCAGAAGUCAAUAGUCACCUCGCCCAUCGUGUUGACACACACACACACACUUGGACUUGCAGAUGCCGGCGUCUGGUCUGGACACGCAGCGUCUGGUGGUGGUGGCGAGUCAGGGGUGGAUCCUCAACGGGGUCAUGCUCACGCCCUUCUAUAGAGUACUCGACAUUCUCAUCGGCGACACCAUGAGCGGCAAAUUCUUCCCGCGUGAGGGAGAAAGAGAGAGAGGCAAAGAGACUUUCUGUCUGUCUGUCUAGUGCUCAGCUGUGUGUUUCUGUGUGGUUCGUUGGUUGGCAGGCAUUCCCAUGAAGAUCUUCCUGACAAUGGUCCUUUACAUGCCGGCAUCCACCAUGAUGUUCUUCUUCCUCACGCCGUGCCUCGAGGUGCUCGCCGAGGCGGCCACAACCGCCACCCAGCAGCAGGACCAGCACCAUGAGGGGGAGGAGAGUCUGAUGCAUCGGCUGCAGCAGAGUUUUGCCAAGGGCUGCGAGGAGGGAUGGACCGGUGUGUCGCGGCACUUCGCGCAGACCUAUGCGCUGGCGUGGCUCAUCUGGCCCUUGACUGACUCGAUCAACUUUCGGUUCAUCCCUCUGACCUAUCGGCCGUUGUGGGACAGCCUGGUGCGUCACGAAUAUGCCCACACCACAUCGCCGAUGCCUAACUCUCUCUUUCCCGUGUGUGUGUGUGUGUGUGUGUGCAGAUCGACAUAGUGUGGACGACCAUACUCUCGAGAGCCAGUCACUCUGAGCCCAACGGCGGCCAAACCGCCAUGCCCCCCUCCUCCUCCCCCUCUCACUUCGAUGUACCUCUCUACCGGUACGUAACGAAUCGUGGUGUGGCUGUCUCUCUCGCAAACAAUCACUUCUUUCGCCUGAUAUCCUCAGGUCUCCCGAUGCAAAAAUCGAUGGCCGUCUCAAAUCGCUGUCAGAGGUGCUGUCAGGUCUCGACCCCGAGCUGGCCCCCGAGCAACUGCGGCCGCCGCCCAGACAUCCCCCACCUGACGAGAGGGAGGUUGUAUUGGCCGAUUUAGUGCACAUUUCUGACCCCGCUGAGGUUGAGUUCGACCCGCGGGAGGUGCCGAGGGGGUCGAUGACGCGGGGUGGGCGGCUGGAGUGUGUGGGUGAGGGGUUGAGGUGUCCGCUGGAGGUGCACCAGAGGUGGGUGGAUAAUGUGCCUGCUGAUGGUGAUGGUGAUAGUGAUGAUGCUGACGUCCAUGGCGGCCAGGGGAAGAAAGGCGGGGAAUAGCGAGGGGGGAAAGGGUGUGUGGCGUCCAAUGAGGGCGAGAAAAGGCAUGACGCAUGAUUGAUGCAACUGACUGACUGACUGAUUCGGGCGGGUGGAAGGACCAGACGGACAGACAGAGUGCCCU
Vitrella brassicaformis is the source of this 1784-nucleotide messenger RNA. The record is from the annotation of a GenBank genome assembly. Lineage: Eukaryota; Vitrellaceae.